Molecule: messenger RNA, 1120 nt
Organism: Larimichthys crocea (large yellow croaker)
Lineage: Eukaryota; Metazoa; Chordata; Actinopteri; Sciaenidae
Product: ras association domain-containing protein 5
Exons: 3
Coding region: 461-1120 (219 amino acids)
Source: RefSeq, a predicted model, not a curated record
UCUUGUGAUAAAUUCGGCAUUGUAAUAACGACCCAUAACAGCAUUUAAUGAGUUUAAAUCACUUUGAAAGCUGCUUCACUGCAGAAAAUCCUUCAGUAAUCUGGCACAGGAAGCAACAGCCCCCUCCAAAAUUAAAAAGUUAUUUGUUUUAUAUGUGAGCUCAUUAUUUAAACAAAUUAAGAAUUAAAAAAGGACAAACUCUUGUUGUUUAAAUGAAGUUUGUAGAGUUCUAACUCUUCCUGGCAUUAAGUCAUCUUUAAAUUAACAUUUUAUUGAACAGAGUCUGGUGUGUGCGUCUUUGUCCUUGUCCAGGUGAAAUGAGAUCCAACCCGUUCCCCUGCGUCUUUACCGCCUCAACCUGCUCACGGUGUCAUCACCUGCAACAAUGACGCUGCAGUGUGCGUGUCACGCGUUAAUUCACCUCUGCCGGCUUGUAAACGCAUUAUGAGGAGCGUGCGUGAUGUUUAACGUCAUGCACCAGGGUCGGAAAUACGUCCCCACGCGGCGCUCGGUCACGGACGACUCUCCGUUAACCGUGCGCGCUGUUCAUAUCAGCAAAUCCCCCGAGACUACCUGGCCGCCACCGGGUGCCAGGAUGCGGAUCUCCAAAGCCAACAAGGGCGCGGUGUUGGUGAGAGCUGUCCGCCGGCAUCCGUCUCCUCAACCGGCCAGCCUUGAGAGCCUGGAGGCGGCUUGGAGCGAGAGAGGACACCCGGAGGACAAUCCACCGGAGAGUUCACCGAGUCAUGAGAGCAGGAACGGCGAGGCGGAGGCAGCCGGGAACGGGAUGGAAGGUCACGGCGGAGGGCCAGUGCGCAGCAGGAAGAAAGGGUUCAGACCUCCCGAUGUGAGGACCAUCUUCACCCCGGGAGAGAGAGACCCCAGGGUGAAAGAGGAGUCCGGGGAGGGGCACGCCUUUGAGCCCGGAGGGGAGAACACCUGGUGUGAUGUCUGCUGCUCCUACAUCUUCCAGCAUGGACUCACCUGUGCAGGUUGUAAGUACGCGUGUCACGCAGCGUGCCGGGAGCGAGUGUCACUGGACUGUCAUCCUGCAGCUUCACCGGUCAGUCAGGACCAGCUCAACAACAACAACACACCACCUCAUGUGUUUGCUCUAUAA